UGCGCCCUGAACUGUGCUGCGCAGUGAGCACAUAGGUGGAAUCUGGGACAAUGAGUGCGUAGCUCCGGAAGAGACAACAGGAUCAGAGGGGAAGGUGUUUGAGAUACACGUCCCAACUGAUAUUCAUCACGCAUCAUGGCAAAGCGGGUCAGACCUGGCUUUUACCGACAAGAAAUAAACAAAAGCGUGUGGGAAGUACCGGACCGGUACCGCGACCUGAUUCAGGUGGGGACCGGAGCGUACGGAACUGUGUGCUCAGCGCUGGACUCCAGGACGGGAACCAGAGUGGCCAUCAAGAAGCUCUACAGACCCUUCCAGUCUGAGGUGUUCGCCAAGCGGGCCUUCAGGGAGCUGAAGCUGCUCAAACACAUGAAACACGAAAAUGUGAUUGGCCUUCUAGAUGUAUUUACUGCAGACCUUUCUUUGGACCGAUUCAAAGACUUCUGUCUGGUGAUGCCAUUCAUGGGAACUGAUCUGGGGAAGCUGAUGAAGAAGACCAGACUAUCAGAAGAAAAAAUCCAAUGUUUGGUUUAUCAGACACUGAAAGGACUCAAGUAUAUCCAUUCUGCUGGUAUAAUUCACAGGGAUCUCAAACCAGGAAAUCUUGUCGUCAACCAAGACUGCGAGCUCAAGAUCUUGGACUUUGGCUUAGCUCGGCAGGCGGACACUGAGAUGACAGGCUAUGUGGUGACCCGAUGGUACAGAGCCCCGGAGGUCAUCCUCAACUGGAUGCACUACACACAGACAGUGGAUAUUUGGUCUGUGGGCUGCAUCAUGGCAGAGAUGCUGCAAGGAAAACCCCUUUUCAAAGGCAGUGACCAUCUAGACCAGCUGAAUCAGAUCAUGAAGGUCACAGGAACGCCGAGUCAAGAAUUCAUAUCAAAACUAGAUUCCGAGGAUGCUAAAAGUUACCUCAAAAGUCUCCAAAAAAUAGAGAAGAAAGAUCUUAAGACAUUGUUUCCAUCAGCUAGUUCCCAAGCCCUGGCAGUGCUGGAGCGCAUGCUUCUGCUAGAUCCUGAGGAAAGAGUGACAGCUGUGGAGUCUCUGUCGUUGCCUUACUUUGCUGUAUUUCGGGAACCGGCAGAGGAGACUGAGGCUCAACCGUACGACAACUCGCAUGAAGACAAGGAGUUGACUUUGGACCAGUGGAAACGUUGUGCCUUCACAGAAAUCUUGAGCUUCCAGCGUACGAUGUUGGAUGCAAAGGAAACGCCACUUUAAAGAUGAGUGAACUACAGCGGAGGACCAAAACAAACUAAUUCUGAACAAAGAGUUCAGAAUUAGAUUAGUACACGUCCAACAGGCCUGCUGCAGAUGCAGAUUUUAGAAUUUUCUAAAGUAAUUUGUUAAAGAGAUAUCUCCAAGCGUGUCACUCCUACAGAGCUCCGUGUUAUCGUUGCCCUCACCAACAGCUCUGAAGUGUUUGAGAUAUCAGAAGGCGUCUUCAGUUCAGACUGAUGGAAAUUUAAGGAACAUCUCCUCUUUAUAGACAACGAAACAUCUGCACAUGAAUUUUUAUUAAAUAUUUGAAUUUCUGUGCAAAUAGUUGCCAUUUUCAAGCAUUCCGUUGCAUUUAUGUUGUUCUUGAUAGCUAAGUGAUAGCUAAGUGUAUCAAACGUUUUCAGACAUAUCUGGUACUAUUCAUUUUCUUCUUUCUGCUCCAUUUCAGUAGGUUACUUGUGAUUUUUUUUAUCAAAACCUUUACAAAUUAAAGGUUAUUUAAAAAAAAUACAUAAAGGUAUUAUUAUUAGUGUUAUUACUGUUAUGAUUGUCAUUAUUAUUAUUGCAUUGAAUGGAACAGAUUUAACAAUCUUAAAACAGAAAUCAUACAUUUUUAACUUGCAGUGGUUUUUAAAAAAUAUAUGGGCAGUGUGGAUCAGUCCCCAGGUGAAGUAUUAUUUCAUGUUUUGUUUUUUCUAAGUGAUGUGGAAUGAAUUUGAUCAACUCUAGUUUGAAAUCUAAAGUACUCUGUAUCCAAACAUAAACAUUCAUCAUUCAGAGGUGAAUGGAGGUUCUUUAAAGUGCAAUUUAACGUUUUAUUGUGCCUUUCUUUGGGUUAAAAAACACAAAAAGAGCAUUUUUAAUUUGUUUUGGUAGUAAAUAGUCACAAAACCAGGUUUAUCUGGUUAAGCCUGGACUGAAUUUGAUCACUGAUUUUGGAUGUAUUAAUAGUUUGGGGUUUGUCAAAUUUUUAUGAGCAAGAGGGGAUUUUUGGUUUUCAUAAAAAUGUUAAAAUCAUUCUUGUAAUUAUGAAUAUGUUUUAUUUGUUAGGUUGUUUAUGGGGAUCAGGAAGAGGGCUCUCACCAUUCCUGCAGAAAGCUCCUCUGCAUUGAACUAUUUGAUAUACACUCAUCAGUCAUGCAUUACUACUAAACUGGGCAGCAUUAUUUUCAUGUUAACUGUAUAUGUUUGGUUUCUAAAACUCAUUAAAUUAACCAGAACAUUACAAAUGUAAGAAUUAAUUUGAGUGACCACAUUUUAAAAUGUAAUAUUUUUAAUAUUUAGUUUUAUUUACCUUCCCCAUGAGCAAUGAGUUUUUCCAAUAUCUUUUCAAACAAACAUUUGAUUAGAUUUUUUUCACACCUGUGCAUUUGUAUGAGUGGCCUUCUUGUUUCUACCAGGUGCCUUACAGAUAGUAACCAAACACAAAUAGUGCUGAGCAGAACAAGAAUUGUUUCACCAGGUUAUGCGCAAUAAUCCACUUAUUGAUUAAAGGGAAAAAAAGUGUAAAACAU
Messenger RNA from Xiphophorus maculatus (southern platyfish), 2735 nucleotides. It is a transcript of the gene mapk12a, whose product is annotated as mitogen-activated protein kinase 12-like. The transcript has 12 exons. The record is from RefSeq and is a predicted model, not a curated record. Gene Ontology annotation, molecular function: ATP binding; MAP kinase activity. Lineage: Eukaryota; Metazoa; Chordata; Actinopteri; Cyprinodontiformes; Poeciliidae. Bases 136 to 1221 code for a protein of 361 amino acids. Gene Ontology annotation, cellular component: nucleus; cytoplasm. Gene Ontology annotation, biological process: protein phosphorylation; intracellular signal transduction.